AUGGAUGUUUCUUUCUUUGAGCUGGGCAGCAACUCAGUUCUUAGCAUCUCAAGCAUCAAAAGUUUUCUUCUCCUUCAACUUCAAACACUUUUGAGGUCCUUUUCCUUGUUAAACAGAAGUAUGGGUUUUCGUUUUUGGGGUAUUAUUAAAGCUAAGAAAGCUCUUCAACAUCUUCCAAUUACUGCAAACCAAGAAACUUCAGGGGCCUUAGAAGUUCCAAAUGGCUGCUUUGCAGUUUAUGUUGGACAAAACCAGAGGAAGCGUUUUGUGAUACCACUAUCAUUCUUGAAACAGCCUUUGUUCAUUGAUUUGCUGAGUCAAGCUGAAGAAGAAUUUGGAUUUGAUCAUCCAAUGGGUGUUCUUACAAUUCCCUGCAGUGAAGACACCUUCAUUGAUACCACUGAUCGCUUAACCAGGUCAUCAGGCCAGGAGUACUAUCUUCUUAUGGGCAUUGACAGAAUUUGUUUGGCAAGCUGUCUAAAGCAACAAGUGCUAGAGAAAGUGAGUCUGGACCUGUUGGAUAACAAAGCAUGUGAUAGCCUUGUGACCUUGUCCCUCACAGAGCCCUAUCUAGUUUCCUCUUGGUCAUUACUCAGAGAUCAGAGAUCACGUGUUCUUGUAUAA
This is a messenger RNA of Tripterygium wilfordii, 624 nucleotides long. RefSeq lists its product as uncharacterized. Gene Ontology annotation, biological process: response to auxin. Bases 1 to 624 code for a protein of 207 amino acids. The record is from RefSeq and is a predicted model, not a curated record. NCBI's taxonomy places the organism in Eukaryota, Viridiplantae, Streptophyta, Magnoliopsida, Celastrales, Celastraceae. The transcript has 4 exons.